Molecule: messenger RNA, 2890 nt
Organism: Amoebophrya sp. A120
Lineage: Eukaryota; Dinophyceae; Syndiniales; Amoebophryaceae
Source: the annotation of a GenBank genome assembly
AGCUUUUGGUUCCUUGCUAGUGAUAGAAACCACUAUUGGUGGUUCCAAUCAUCGUCGAGCUAAACUCUUUCCGAUUGGCAAUAACGCCCCAGCUCUAUUCAAGAUCGCGCAUUUCCUGAAUCUGAUCGAACGCGAUCGUUACCGAAAAUGGCUGCGCCCCCCGGUCUGGACGCGGACGCUCGUGCGGUGGACCUAAAGCAGCUUCCUGACGAGUUGAAUGACAGCGUCUAUGCCACCGACAAGUACGCACUGCUGCUGGAUCCCACGGGGCUGGGCUACAACUUUCUCAAGUACCGCGGGCGGUGCCUAUCCGCCAUGCGCCAGGGCGACUUCGAAAAAGAAUCCUUGCGAAAAGGGCUGGUGCAGACCAUGCACAACGGCGCCUGGUUGGUGCUCGACGCGGACGUCCUCGAUGUGGACUGGGCGUCGCUGUGCGAAGACAACACGUGCUUUCCGCCUGAGGCCUUCCAGAGGCCGUCGGCGCUGUUUGAUCUAGACGUGUACGCGCGCCUGCCGCGGCCGGCAGACGAGUUUGCCGCGAAGGUGAGUUACGAAAAUUUGAACAUCGAGCAGGAGGGUCUCACCGACCGGACGAAAACCUUCGCGCCGGAGAAGUGCGUCGACAUUGACGCACGUUUUCAGCCGAAGGAGUCCUUUCGCUUGAUCGUGGUCACGAAAAAGACGCAAUGUCCGGCGUUUCUGAAGGGAAAAAUGGACAUCCUCACCAUCGCCGCGCCCGCAGACGCGACGGCGGACCAGGGGCUGUGGGCGGGUGGCGAGGCCCCGGUGAUUGAGCGCUCGGCCGCCCAAAAGAAACUGGACAAGGAGUUCGUGGAGUGCUGCUUCGAUGGAGAUUUGGACGAAGUGAAGAAGUUGCUGGAAAAAGGAGCGGACAGCAACGCGGUAGACACAAGGAAAUACACCGGGCUAUCUGAAGCGGCUUGCAAUGGUAUACUAGGCGAAGUAGAUGAAGAUGCGCUGUUGCUUAUUCUUGCCACGUGAGACCCUUUAUGAUCAUGUCUUAAGUCCUCGCAGAGCAAGCUCCUGCUAAGGGGAGGCCAAAUCUACCGAUUGAUUCAUCAGGCCAAAAAGCGGUUGUCGAGUACCUUCUUGCGUACAAUCCGCCGCUGGGGUCUGACCCAAACGCAAAAUCUGCGGAAGGGCGCACGGCGCUGCACCGAGCGUGUUUCAAUGGCCACUGCGAGGUCGUAACGCUUUUGCUGCAAAACGGGGCGGACCCCCGAAUAAAAGACAAGAUGAAUGAGAGGCCGUACGACAUUGCAACGAGUAAAGAAAUUCACGCCUUGUUGGAUAGCUGGAAGCUCGAGGACUCCUUGCACAUAAUGGAGGAAAGGAAAAAAGCUCGGGAAGCAGCGGAGGAAGGCUUGGUCCAAAAUGACGAAGAAAGUAUAUCGAUUUUUUGUCCGCUGUUUCUUAAUAUGUCUUCUUCUUUGCUAUAAUUUCUUUUCGGAACUGGAGUGCUGUGCACCGGGCGUGUACCGAAAAUAAAAAUGGUCCUGUAGAAGCGUAGUUACCUAGAAGUAGAUAGCAUAGCGGAGCGCUAACGACACACAGGAAAGCGGCUUCUGAAGAGUCGCAAGACGGCGAAGAUCUUUCAACUUGUCGAGGAGGGUGACGUUACGAUGUUGGACAUCGAGCUGGUUGACGUCGAAAGCAAUAUCAGCACCUACAGGGACGACCGCGGAAACACCGCCCUACACCUAGCGGCGUGGAAAGACCGCAUGGAGGUGUGCGUGUACCUUCUGGACGAAGCAAACGCCCAGGUCGAUGCCCGCGACAGCAAGGGCUGGACGCCCCUACAGAUCGCCAGCUUUCACGGGAACCGCAAAGGCUGCGAGCUGCUGCUGUCCAAGAAGGCGAACCCGGAGUUGCUGAAUGCCUACCGAAAAAGCGCCAUCGAUCUGGCAAAGGACGACGAGGUGAAAGCAGUGCUGUUAGCAGGUACUGUUCGACUACAACCUAUGUGCGGGGGUCAGGUACUUUUCGUACAACAAUGCCAAUCUAAUCAAGCAUAAGACUUUCUUGAAAAAGCUGACAGUUCCAAAGCCAAGUUACAAAAACCGCAUGACUCAAAGGUACAGCCAAUGCGAUACGCGUGUCAAAGGAGAAACCCGACCUGUCAUCCUUGCCGGCCCCUGCUGCUGCGCCUAAAGCCAAAGCAAAAGCCGGCGGUGGCCUCGUCGGUAAAGCAAAGGCAGCAGGAAAAGCGAAGGCAAAACCCAAAGCAAAAUCUGCAGCGUGAGGACAUUACACCCCUUCCGAUUUUCUACCAUGUAAGAUACAGUCGUCUUUUACUUCGUUUCAUUGUUUUUCUUUGCAGUUUCGGUUUCUGAAUUUGUCAGCUUGUCCUUCGCCGGGGAAGACGCGAAGCAGGGAUGCAUAAGCAUAUGAUGAAAUGGAGAACCGCAGCCGAACUGACCUAAUCUUAGUGCAAAAGUGGAAGUUCUUCAUGCUCACACUACUCCUAGGCCGAUAAUCGUUUGCAUGACAUGCACUGGGGCCGCUCGAUAGAAACAAAUACUUCAUACGCUCCUGGCGCAUAAAGAUAGCCUAAAUGUAAAAACCGCUGUUCUGUAAAUUCGUUCUUCUGUUCGGUUUAACAAAGCGAACGGACCUGCGAAAUAUUUGCCACAGGAGAUCUCCACCUUUUGAAGCAUGUUACGAUUGGAAACAUCGGACAAGUUGGAUCUCCUGUUUUUCGCACUGCAAAUGCCCAAGAUUGUUUGGCACAGGAAGUAGAUCAUGCAUCCCCUGCUCAAGUAGAGCGAGGAUGAACACAUCAUGAACAUGAUAUUUGGAAACUUGAUCGCUAUGCAAGCUUUUUCGCGGUCAGCGCCAGGCUAACAGCAAGUUUUUUUUUUUCGGAAAU